AUGUCUUCCAAACUCCCGGUAGUCGCCGUUAUGGGUACCACCGGAGCAGGAAAGACCAAAUUAUCUGUCGAUAUUGCCAAGGCAUUCGAUGGAGAGGUCAUCAACGCAGAUGCGAUGCAAGUGUAUCGAGGUUUGGACAUCAUCACUAACAAAGCAACAAAGCAAGAGAUGCAAGGAAUCCCUCAUCACCUGAUGGACAUCAAAGACCCUGGCGAACAAAUGCAUGUCACGGAAUGGGUGACAAUGGCUAUGCGGACGAUAGAUGACAUUCAUAGUCGUAAGAAGCUGCCCAUUAUCGUUGGAGGAACGUCUUAUUGGCUCCAAAACUUGCUCUUCACAAAUCGGCUGGUCACCAACAAGACACCAAAUUCGGUUACAGUGGAUGAAAAUCUUCAAAGCUCUCUGAAUCGACUCGACUCCACCCAAAGAAAUCUGUACGCUCGUUUGCCAGAUCCACCGCCGCUAGCUUCUGUAGACCCGGAGGGAACCCUUGAGUUAUGGAAACUGUUAGAAGCAUUGGAUCCGGAUAUGGCAUCUAGAUGGCACUGGAAGGACUCAAGAAAAGUAUUACGAAGCCUACAGAUUAUAGCUGAGCACGGGCGCAUGGCCAGCGAUGUGAUCCGAGAUCAAGAUGACAAUUCUCCAGACUCUCGGUAUCAAACGCUUGUCUUCUGGCCGUAUACCCAAAAGGAGAUCCUGGAUGAACGCUUGGACUGUCGAGUUGACGAUAUGGUCAAGUCAGGUCUUCUGGAUGAGAUUAGGACCCUCCAUCAAAUAGCGGGACCUUCCGUCGAUCAUACCUCGGGUAUUUAUCAGUCCAUAGGCUUCAAGGAGUUUGAAGAGUAUCUUCGGAAUCCCUCUGUUGAAACAUUCCGGGACGGCGUUGAGGCAAUGAAGCGAGCUACGAGAAAGUAUGCCGUCUAUCAGACUAAGUGGACUCGUCGCAAGUUUAUUCCUCUGGCGAGCUCCUGCCCCGACACAUGGACAUAUAUAUUGGAUACUUCAAAUCCUAGUGAAUGGGAGCCAAUUAAGACGCAAGGCGUGGAUAUUACGAGUAGUUUCCUAAUGGGAUCAUCACUCCCCUCACCCUCGUCGUUGAGCCCACUGGCCGAGGAAUUGCUUCUCGACACAAUCAAGAUAUUGAGAAACGAGUUCCGUGCGACGUAUGUACGCAAGAUGCUAGGGACCCGUUUCUUGUGA
Serendipita indica DSM 11827 is the source of this 1200-nucleotide messenger RNA. NCBI's taxonomy places the organism in Eukaryota, Fungi, Basidiomycota, Agaricomycetes, Sebacinales, Serendipitaceae. The record is from the annotation of a GenBank genome assembly.